UUGUGCCUCCUCGAUUCGAUUCAUCUACAAAUAUCUUCAUCCUCAUCGUCAUCUGAGAGGGCUCGUCGACCGUUAUGAUGUGUGUAUGCAAGAAACGUAGCUGCAACAAUCUGGAUAAGUACAGAGGAACAGAACAGAACGAAUAACUUCAAUCAUUUCAGAAGGAAACUAAACAACUGAGCUACGUUUGCGUGUUAUUGGGACCAAGAUGAACAAACCGACCGUCUUCUUACUCGCUCUCUUGAGCGCUUCAUUCCUUGUCCAGACUCAGGCACAAAACAUUGUGGACGCCAUCGUCAGAGCCGAGACACAGAAAGCUUCAGGAGCAGCCAGAUACUAUGCAGCUGUUAGCACUGGUGUCAUUCCACAACUUCAGCUCACUGAUGAAGAAGCCAUCGCGGUUUGCGGACCUAUUGCCGGCGAGACUACCCGAGAAACCGGUCAUCCCAGGACAUGCAGUGCCUUUGUUACCUGCUAUGAAUACAACGGGCCCAACUUUGGAAUCGCGUACGUCAGGGCAACGGCUGCAGGAACGUUUUGGUCAUUGAACAACACUGCUGAACUGGCCGCACUUGACGCAUCAUGUCCUCUACAUCCCUGCAGAAGUGGAAUACCUCUCACGGACGGACAGACUUGCUACUCCUACAUCACCUGCGUGAAUGGCAAACUAGAAACACGAAAGUGCGCGGACAGGUUCAGCUACAGCUACUCGCAGGCUCGAUCCAAUACCAGCAACCCCUGCGUUGCAGAUGACACGUGCUCUCAAGUUGCGGCUUAUAAUUACACCAUCAUCAGCUGCACUCCACUGACUAGUGUGCAGGCGCCGGUGGUUGAAUACAACCGAACACAACUCAUCAUAUUCGCCGAUGGAAGGCCUGAAGAAAGAACUUUGACACUGAAAUGCCCGGCUAAUACUGUCCUAGAUACGAGAAACCUGGGCAACUGCACGUGUAUUCCAUUUAACCAACGAGACUGUCCUGUUACACUGGAGCUCCCCACCAGCCUCUCCUUGCCCUCCGUUAACCUCACUGAGUUCCCCGCCCUUGCUUCCAAUGAAAUCGCAGGAAACUUCAACAUGACUCUCAGUUUCCAAGUUUCCGCCUCCACCACCAAUGCAGCGCUGGUCAGCAACUCUAGAAACACUCAGAACUGCCAAACAGCUUCACUGGAGGUUUACCUCGAGGGUGGCCAGGUUGGCGCCAAGGUGAUGAACAUCAACGGGGGAAGUUAUGUUCUCCAAGGUGGUAACGGACUGAACUCUGCCGGAAAUACCAACUUUGUCCAGCUUGUGCGCAGCAACAGCACCUUGACUCUGAUCGUGAAUGGCAACGCAGUUUCUAGAGAUAUUGGAACGUCUAGGCUCGCCAAGACAAACUGUGGCUUAAGCUUGGGACAAGGAUACCCUCGUGCAAACUUUGCUGGGACCAUCAGAAAUUUCCGAAUGACACUGCCCUGCGUCUAAAAGUUCGAUCUAGUGCCUCUUGUCAGCGUCCAACUCAAUGUCGACCAUCCAUUAUUCUUUGUUCUUCUGAAAUGAAAAAGUAGAAAAGAAACAGUAUUUUUGAAACUAAACACUGUACUGGAAAAAACAACUUACAAAUUAUUACUAACAUCAAAAAUACCGGUAAAUGAAUAUAAUUUGUUAGAUGAACUGAGGCAUUUGGCGUUGCCUACAUUAUCGAGAAAGAUGCUACAAAUGGCUGGUUAAUAAAUUUCUGCAAAGAGAAA
Messenger RNA from Pomacea canaliculata, 1728 nucleotides. RefSeq lists its product as uncharacterized. The record is from RefSeq and is a predicted model, not a curated record. The transcript is spliced from 10 exons. Lineage: Eukaryota; Metazoa; Mollusca; Gastropoda; Architaenioglossa; Ampullariidae. The coding region runs from base 209 to 1462 and encodes 417 amino acids.